Messenger RNA from Gorilla gorilla gorilla (western lowland gorilla), 7071 nucleotides. RefSeq names its product RAB GTPase activating protein 1 (gene RABGAP1). The transcript is spliced from 14 exons. The record is from RefSeq and is a predicted model, not a curated record. Gene Ontology annotation, biological process: regulation of GTPase activity. Gene Ontology annotation, molecular function: GTPase activator activity; small GTPase binding. The coding region runs from base 3847 to 5481 and encodes 544 amino acids. Lineage: Eukaryota; Metazoa; Chordata; Mammalia; Primates; Hominidae.
UUCUUGGCUGACUUUCCAGUGUCUGUCUUCUUCUUGUAGUCCUUGGGUGGCAUUGUGAAGCUCGGAGAGCAGUGGCGAACACUGCAGCCUUGCUAAGAUGUCAGACAAAAAGUGAAGCUCAUUUUUACCAAAUAAUAAGUGGUAGUUGACACUAAUGCCCAGAGGUGAAGCUUAGGAAUUUGAAGAACUGAGAUAAUUUCUCAUCUACAAGUAGUUAAGUCUCUGAAUAGGUUGGGAGAAAAAGAAAUAUAAUUUGAACAGGUCUUUUCCUUUUUUUGUUACAUUUCAUUUCUCGUUCUGCUUUUCUUUUUAAGCCUGUCAUUUUGUUAUUUUAAUUAUUUUGGCUUUUAAAGUUGUUUUAAUUUCAUUAAGUUGAACCAUAUAGAAGUUGGCAUGUUUGCAGUUCAGAAAGUAUUUAGCUAGCAAUGAAAUGGUUAAGUAUCGGUAAGUUCGUAAUUAUAUUCUUGUUCUGUAAGAGGUUUUAACUGACAUUUUGGGAGUCCAUUUUGAGUUAGAUUGAGUACCAAAGACUGUCUGAAGGAAUGUUGCUCUGAUGGCAUAAGAACAAGUGGAACAGAGCCCCAUGAAGUAGACAACUUCAACCCAGCAUCAUUCUAUCUUGCUAAAUCAAUAUGGUUCUGAGAGUAUAUAGAAAUUUGAAAAUUCAGAAAAUAUAGAAAGCUAUAAAGAAGAAAGAUUUUUUAAUGAAUGUUAUCCCACCAUCCAAUAAUAGUGUUGAUUUUUAAUGUAUUUCCUUUUAGUCAUAUAUACAUAGAAAGUUACUCAGCCUUCAAAGUAAAUAUAGAGAGAAUAUAUCAUGAGACUGCAUUAUUUUAUUUUUUAUUGUAUUUUUAAAUCAGCAUAUAACAUACAUACUUAUGAGGUAUAUAAAGAUGUUUUGAUACAUAUAGUAUAUACUGAUCAGAUCAUGGUAAUUGUGCACAUACCCAUCAUCUCUAACAUUUAUCAACAUUUAUCAUUUCUCUGUGUUGGGAACAUUCAGUAACCUCCUUCUAGCUAUUUGAAACUACAUAGUAUUAACUGUAGUCUUCCUAGAGUGGUAUGGAACACUAGAAUGAGUCUAUGUUAUGGUUAAAGACCAAAUGUACAUAUGGAUUUCUGUAAGGAUACAAAUUUAUAGAGCCUCCCCAAGUUGUUAAUAAAUUGUGUCUUUUGAAGAAAAUGUUUUUCUUUAAUCCAAAGCAAAACAUUUAAUUCCUGAUUGAUUCAGUUAAAUGUGGCUAUUAGUCUUUUUUUUUUAAGUUUCUUAAAUGAAUAUUUUGAUUUUAGCUCCUAGAGUGGUUUCACUAAAAUAGAGACAAAGUUGAAAGAACUGUUACUGUACUAAUGGCAGUAAUGUAACAGCUUGUAGUUUUGUUGCAAUUUUAUAAAUUUUGAAUUCUUUCAAAUUUUCAGCCAUUGUAUCGUCUGUUUUUAUCAGCGUAACUGUCUUGUUUUAUACAUGGGAAACCACAGAGAGAAUAAGUUACAUGCCCAAAUUCACAAGUAGUAGUAGAAAAGCCUAGACUUUUGACUUUGGUGAACACUUUUUCUGUUUAUUGAAAUACAGCAGUAACUCUCAAAAAUCACUCGUUUAUUCCGUAUUUAUUAAGGUGCUCAGUAAAUAUGGUUUAAAAAUAAAGUCUAUGGCAAGUAUAUAGAAGUAAUCUGAUUUGGCUGGAGGGCAGGUUAUUUGGGGGAAGUAAAACAAUUGAGAUCAGACUAGAAAGGCAGUAAAAGAGCCAUUGACUCUUGAACAAUGGGGUACAAUAAUAAAAUGUACAUUUUGGAUAUUUAACCAGGCAGAAAAGAAAAAAUUAGAAAAAUGAACAAAACUGUAGGUUUAGGUGGUAAUCAUCUUCUAUGGUAAGUGUAUUAAAAAUUGAAAGGAGGAAAUGCAUUUGAGAACUAUUGUGGAAAUACAUUUUCAGGACUUGGUGACUCAGAACUAAGUGCUUUGAGGGAGAGAGUGGUCAAGGUGACUGAUUCCUAAGUUUCAUACCGGAGUGCCUGGGAAAAUGUUGGAAAAAUACAGAGGCUUAUUUGGUGGGAAAAAGGUUUUUGAUUUUAGACAUGCUGUGGUUGAAAUCUCUACAGGACAUGUACAGGACAUCUUCCAUCUACUGGUGGAAAAUGUGUGACUAGCAGGCAAAUUGUAGAUGGAAAAGGGAGCUUAGGAGUGAAGUCAGGGCUGGAGACCUAGGCAGAGAAAUUAUUUAUGUUGAGGGAAUAAUUGACGCCAUGUCAUCAUUCCUUCUUUUCAGCUACCUUCAGUGCUUUGUAUAUGCAUAGCCUCAAUGUAUUUGAGUAAUGUGUGACAGCACUGUAUUCAGAUAGCUGUUGUAUGACCUAGAACUGUAUAGCCUCAGUAAGAGCAGGCCCUUCAGGAUUCAGAGGAGCGCAGCCUUAAGCAUUUCAACAUGAUGGGCAGGAAAACACUGGCUCUUUAGGAAGGCUAUUUUAGUUGUAGGAGCAGAAAGUGAGUAAAGUUAUAUACCCCCUCUGUGCUAGGUGUUGGUAAGCCUUUUUUAUAUACUUUAUUUCUCAACAACCCCUUUUAUAUACUUUAUUUCUCAACAACCCCGUGAAGUAAGGAGUGUUGUUCUCAUUUUACAGAUGAUGAAACAGAGGCUUAAGAGAGGAUAAGUAAUAUUAGAGCAAGAAUUUGAACCUGAUUAUUGUUCCUUCGAUGCUAUUGGUCUUUUUACUGUGCCACACACUUCGCUCUGUUUCCCAAUAAGACCUGUCAAAUAUUACUAUCAGGAUUACGGUUAAAUAGGUUUUUUAUUUUGGGGCUAUGGCCGUGUCUGGGACUGGCCAGACAACUGCUGCUGCUUCAGAUUUAAAAUGUAAUUCAUUGCAUUCUGGUUAUGGGUGGCCAUUUGUCUGUAAUAAGAAAGCAUGUGUAUAAAAUGAAUAAAAAUGAAAGUUGGAUCACAUGUUUUUACUCAGUUGCCUACCUCUUGGAAUGCUUUCAAAUGCCGGCAUUUGUUUAUUGUCUUUUAUUCUGCUGGAUACUUUCAAUUAAUCCUUCUAAAUAAAGAUACUAAAAUUACACAUUUUCAUAGCACCCAACUCUGUUAGCUGAAAAUUGUCAUCAUUUAUGACAUUACCAGGAAAACCACAAUAUAAUAUAAUACAGUUUGCAUUGUUUUAAAUAGGCAGAAGCAAGAUUGUAUAUUCUAAGAUACAAAGGCUUAUUUGUACCAUGAAACUUCCUGUAAUAUCCAUGCCUGAGUAGAAGGUACAUUUACUUUUCUAUCUUUUGUUUGUAUUCUUGUAUACUGCUCAGCAAAUUAGAAGCAAGAAAUGCAUCUCAAAAUUAUAGCGUAGUGUCAAAUAUGGGAACAGUGUAAUUUAUCUAUGCUAUUUGUGUAGUAUUCAGAAUGGGAGAUACUUUAUUUUUCUCUUGAAAAAGUGAUCUUAAAGUUUCUUGGCCAAUAUUCAGUGAAUCAUGAGAGACAAAAUUAAUGGUGAAUAGCCUUCUAGCUAGAACUUCUUGUGCAGCUGAAUUAUGAUUCUCAGUUGCCAUACGCCAUACACUUAAAGGAAGUUAACAUACUUCCUUUCUUUAAUAUUGCUCUUUGUUCUUUGGGAAAAUGCCGUGAGAAAAUAGAAUACCCCUCUGGUAGUGUGUUUCAGUCUAAUUCCUGACACCCUGUUCUGUUACUACCCCUUCUCCUUGCUAGCAGCCUGAAUUCUGCUUAUCUACUAAAAGGGGGAUUCCAGACAGACGAGGAAACAGCCUUCAAAUGAUGCACUGCAGGCAUAGCAAGCCAUUCCCACACUGUGCAGUCUGGAAAUCAGGGCACCUCUCUGACGAUGAAUUCCAAUUAGUUGCUAAAGAUGCCAGAGUGUGUGCACGUACAGGCUUUUUCUUUCCCCUCCCCCUUUCUUCCUUUUCCCAAGCCCCCUCUUCUCCCUGUUUCCCCUCCUACUCCUUUAUCUCCUCCCUCCGUGUCUCAGUUCUGCAGUACGCGGGUUGAAGCACAUUCCUGCUUUGCAAGGCUUUCUGCUAAGGAUGUAUUGUGGCUUUUGUUUGGAUUGCAGCAUGCAGAAUUACAGGAGUCUCCCCAGGACAGUGCUAUCACCCGGGAUAUUAACCGAACAUUCCCAGCCCAUGACUACUUUAAGGACACAGGAGGAGAUGGACAAGAUUCCUUAUAUAAAAUAUGCAAGGCUUAUUCUGUGUAUGAUGAAGAGAUUGGUUAUUGCCAGGGCCAGUCAUUUCUUGCUGCUGUGCUCCUUCUCCAUAUGCCUGAAGAACAGGCAUUCAGUGUUCUGGUCAAGAUCAUGUUUGACUAUGGGCUCAGGGAACUUUUCAAGCAAAACUUUGAAGAUUUGCAUUGCAAAUUUUACCAGUUGGAGCGCCUCAUGCAGGAAUACAUUCCUGACCUGUACAACCACUUCCUGGAUAUAAGCCUUGAAGCGCACAUGUAUGCCUCCCAGUGGUUUCUUACUCUUUUCACUGCAAAAUUCCCUCUCUACAUGGUCUUCCAUAUCAUCGACCUGCUUUUAUGUGAGGGAAUAAGUGUUAUUUUUAAUGUCGCCCUUGGAUUAUUAAAGACUUCGAAAGAUGACCUGCUGUUGACAGACUUUGAAGGUGCCUUGAAGUUCUUUAGGGUUCAGCUUCCUAAGAGAUACCGCUCAGAAGAAAAUGCAAAAAAACUAAUGGAAUUAGCCUGCAACAUGAAGAUUAGUCAGAAGAAGUUGAAAAAAUAUGAGAAAGAAUAUCACACCAUGAGGGAACAGCAGGCCCAGCAAGAAGACCCCAUCGAGCGAUUUGAGCGGGAGAAUAGGCGUCUACAAGAAGCUAACAUGAGGUUGGAACAGGAAAACGAUGACUUAGCCCAUGAGCUGGUGACCAGCAAGAUUGCACUACGGAAGGACCUGGAUAACGCUGAGGAAAAGGCAGAUGCUCUGAAUAAGGAGCUGCUGAUGACCAAACAGAAGUUGAUUGAUGCAGAAGAAGAGAAAAGACGGCUGGAAGAAGAGUCUGCUCAGUUAAAAGAAAUGUGCCGUCGGGAACUCGACAAGGCAGAAUCUGAGAUUAAAAAAAACAGUUCUAUCAUUGGUGACUAUAAGCAGAUUUGUUCUCAGUUGAGUGAAAGAUUGGAGAAGCAGCAGACAGCCAAUAAGGUGGAAAUUGAGAAAAUUCGGCAAAAAGUGGAUGACUGUGAGCGGUGCCGGGAAUUUUUCAACAAAGAAGGGCGUGUAAAAGGCAUAAGCUCAACCAAGGAGGUUUUAGAUGAGGACACGGAUGAAGAGAAAGAGACGCUCAAGAACCAGCUGAGAGAGAUGGAGCUAGAACUGGCACAGACCAAACUCCAGCUGGUGGAGGCCGAGUGUAAGAUACAGGACUUGGAACACCAUUUAGGGCUUGCCCUCAAUGAGGUGCAGGCAGCCAAGAAGACGUGGUUUAACCGAACACUGAGCUCCAUAAAGACAGCAACCGGGGUUCAAGGGAAAGAGACUUGCUGAGAGCAGCUGCCGCCUCCCGACACCUUCAGAAAACACGACACCUUUUGUUGCCUUCUUUGGCCAGAUGUGUGAUUCUGUGACUUGUCCCAGGACCAGAAUGUACCUAAGUCAGAUCCAUAGACGCAUGUUGGUAGGUCACUGGACCAGAGCUUGUGAAGCAGGCAACCUCUGGGGUAAGACUACUGAUACUAACAGGCCUGCUAGCUCAGCCGAUGCUCUGGACACUCUAGAAAUCACUCCUCAGUGUGACCUCCCAGGCCUCUUCCCCGUGACGUCAACACCUCACCCAGCCUAAAGGCUGAGUUUACAUGAUCAGAGUUAGGGGAUCCUUCAGUCUGUUGAUUUUUUUUCUAAACCUUUUUUUUUUUAAAUAUACAUAUAUAUAUAUUGUGGGGGUGGGGCAAGGGAUCAGAAAUUCAAAUAAUUCUUUUCUGCUUCAAUGCCAGCAGAAGGUCCCCCAGGUAGACAUGGAGAAGCACUUUGUUUUAAAUAGGAGGGUUUCAUAGUUGCAUCUGAAGCCACCUGGUUCUGUUAAACUGUAUUGUGCAGGUUUUGGGUUUGGCAUUAUUCAUGUUUCUGAUCAAUUCUAUGCAACUCUCAUAGUUCCUGUUACUUUUUAGCAUUAGCUGCCAAAUGACUUCAAAAGGCUGGGGUGGGUGACUUGACUGUGAGACUGGAUUAUAACAUGGACAAAUCUUAUUUUGCUUAAUGUGUUUGUGUGUGUGUGUGUAUGUAUAUAUAUAUAUAAAUAUCUUUCCCAAUAUGCCCCGUUGACAGUGUUUAAAUUCCAGACUAGGACUGCUGAUCUGCACAAUUUAAUUAUGUGGUUAUUCGAGCACUUAAUUUCACUCAAGGUUCAUUGGGGUCUGCUCUCCUCCCUGCCAUUACGGGAGCUGUGGACAGAGCUCCCUCACUUCAAGAUUCCUAGUGUUUUUGCACAACAGGUUGUCCAAGUGAGAAAGACUGAGUUGCGUGUCUGUAAAUGUCUGCGCAGGGUGCACAUGCUGCGAGGUCUCCAUCCUCCGGGCCUGUCCCUCCCAGAUGGGCUCGGCCUUUGGGCCCUCCUCAGAGUAUGCCUGGGUUCAGAUGGGCUGUAAGUUCUCACUUCAAAGCUACGGAAUGGAUUUUAGCACCUUUAAAAAAAAAAAAAAAAACUUUGACUUUUAAUUUAUAUAGUGCUAUGCUGACAGGCUGACACGCAGAUGGUUUUGUCCUCUUUUCUGCGUUCAGUGUUGAGGUGGCUGCUUACAAGAGGCACUGGUUUUGUAUAUAAAGACACUCGGGUUGUUUUGUAGCUCUUUUUCUUACUGGCUGUACUAACGCUUGCUGAGGUUAUCUGUAAUAAGGGAGGUAACAAGUGGCAACCCCCUCCCCACCAACCAUCCCCUUUGCUGCUUUCUGUGUCUUUCUUGUUCAGUUACCAAAAUAGCUGUAAGCCUAUCUAAUGCUAGGUGUGUGGACAUUGUGCUAAGGUAGUUUCAGUGUGUCAGCUUUAUGAAUUGAAAUAUAAACCAGUAAAAUUGUAUUACUUUUUCUUUUGUUGGUUUUAUUUUAACAGCAUAUUGAUUAAAUAUUUUGGUACAAACAGCA